AUCAGGAGAUUUAGAUGAGAAAACGAAAAGAUGGCUGAUCAUUGGGAUAUGCCUUCAAUCAAUUAUUUCUCCCAUGCUGAGAAAAUAUGUUGAUUCUAUUGUAAGAAACCUGUAUAAUUUAUUGGUAUCUAGCCACUCAAUCAAUACACAGGUUUAUCCUGGAUUUCUGGAGAAAUACCCAUCAACAAAUACACAUUCACUUAGUUAUGAUUCAAUCAACACAAACAGAAAUGUUCCAAAGAUUAAUAUCCGCAAAACAUGGAAAAAUAAUUACCAGAAAUAUGAUUACAAAGUAACAAGCCAUGUGGAUUUGUCAAAGUUGUUCCUAAAGCAUAGUAUGGCUCAAUAUUCAGCAAUUGACGAGUCAUGUGACUUAUCUGCACUUCUUAGUAUGGUCGUCAACAUCAGUUCAUUCCCGACAGCUGUACAAGCCAAUGCUGAAAAGAUAAGAGCAGACAUACGUAAUCCCUGGGCACAUUGUGACUUCAGAGAAUGGACUGCUACGAAAUAUACAGAUUCAUUCUAUUUAUUGGGACAACUUGUUAAGGACCUUCGACUUAGUAACAACGAGGAAAACAGUAUAUUGGGAGAACUCAACACGUGGGCAACAAAUGGUCAUAAUUUUCUGAGUGGAACAACUCUUGGUUUAGAGAUAGUAGAGGAAAUCAGUCAACAUACGCAUGUUCUCAGUGAAUAUGUUCAGACGUUGUGUUCAGAAACAGACAGCCAGUUUAUCAGAGUGCAAACAGAAUUAAAAGAUUUAGAAAACGGUUUACAGAAAAAGAUAAGUAAUUUAGAAAGGGUAUGUGAAAUUUACAAAUGAAUAUGUUACAAUAAAACUUCCCUUACACUACAGAAAGCUGUCUAGCUAGACUAUAGCUUCAUUUUUUUGGGGGUACAGUUUGACCAAAAAGAGAUAUUCCUAUCACUUGACACCAGUCAUUGCUUGUCGUUAGGAUUUU
This is a messenger RNA of Mytilus californianus (California mussel), 962 nucleotides long. RefSeq lists its product as uncharacterized. Lineage: Eukaryota; Metazoa; Mollusca; Bivalvia; Mytilida; Mytilidae. The record is from RefSeq and is a predicted model, not a curated record. The transcript is spliced from 3 exons. Bases 74 to 823 code for a protein of 249 amino acids.